This is a messenger RNA of Mangifera indica (mango), 531 nucleotides long. RefSeq lists its product as uncharacterized. Lineage: Eukaryota; Viridiplantae; Streptophyta; Magnoliopsida; Sapindales; Anacardiaceae. Bases 153 to 452 code for a protein of 99 amino acids. The transcript has a single exon. The record is from RefSeq and is a predicted model, not a curated record.
GUGAAGGGAUUUUUUUUUUUUGAAAUAGAAUACCCGACCCAGCCCUAAUUGUCAAAAUGCGGACCGGUUCCGGGUCGGUUAUUAAGUCUUUGUGCUAUGAAGGAAGAAAAACAAGUAUUCUUCGUAAACCCUGAAACCACUGAAAUUGAAGGAUGGGUCUCGUCUCUUGGUUCACGGGCAACCCAAAGCCAAAGUCUCAACAAUCCGGGUCUUCCAAAUCAACAAACGACUCGAAAUCUGAAAUCCUCGCUGCCCCGGGUAUGAAUGGUGCCGUUGAAGUACCCCGACCGGCUGAGAGCGUGACGGUGUUCGAGUUCGGGACGAUUGCUGCUUCUGCUGAUAAGGUAACCGUAGCUGGGUACUGCCCUGUCUCCGACGACCUGGAGCCUUGCCGUUGGCAGAUCCUGCCGGCAACUGAAGCCGAAGCACCGCAGUUCCGCGUGGUAUUUUGAUGAGAUAAGAGAAUUUUUGCUUGUAAGAAACUGAAUUAGAAGAAUGAAUAUAAUUACAAUAGAAUUAUUGUUGUUUGAA